Messenger RNA from Salvia hispanica, 2751 nucleotides. Its product is annotated as cation/H(+) antiporter 15-like. NCBI's taxonomy places the organism in Eukaryota, Viridiplantae, Streptophyta, Magnoliopsida, Lamiales, Lamiaceae. Gene Ontology annotation, biological process: regulation of pH; proton transmembrane transport. The record is from RefSeq and is a predicted model, not a curated record. Gene Ontology annotation, molecular function: antiporter activity. Gene Ontology annotation, cellular component: membrane; endomembrane system.
AACCAGUUUCCCUCCUUAUUUCCCUUCCCUCUCUCUCUCAUCGUCCCACAAUCAAUCUCAUUCCGCUUCAACAACAAUUCCACAACGCGGAGGAGGAAGAAGAGGAGGCCGCCGCGGCGCAUGAGGUGGUAGCAGCACAGAAAUGGCGGCAAUUCCAGGAAUGAUGGACAUUGCCAAGCUCAAUCAAACCAUUCUGUGCUACGCCGAAACCAUUUACCGGUUCAAUGGCCUCUGGGAAGGCCCCGAUCCAUUGACCCCCCUCAUUUCUCUCUUCCUCAUCCAGCUCACCUUCUCCAUGGGCGUCAUCCACCUCCUCGUCUUCGCUCUUAAACCCUUCAACCAACCCCCCUUCAUCGCUGAAGUCCUCGGUGGUAUACUGUUAGGGCCAAGCGUAUUUGGGCGAAUUGCGGCAUACAGAAAGCUCGCAUUCCCAAAUUAUUCGUUCAGAAUAUUGGAGCCGAUGGCGCAUUUAUCCAUCACUUACUACGCUUUCUUAAUCGGAUUGAAAAUGGAUGUUAGAGGAAUUAUGCGAACUAGUCCAAAGGCUAUGAAGGUAGCUCUCUCUGGCAUCAUCAUCCCUUUCUUUGUUGGCUCAGGGUUAUACUUCAUUUUCCAAAUCGAUAAGCCGGAGAGAGCUGGCUGCCUCUUCUGGGGCGCUGCCCUCACCGUCACCGGCUUCUCCGUCCUCACCAAGAUCCUCGACAAGCAGCAGAUGCUCCACGUCGAGAGCGGGAAGACCGCCCUGUCUUCGGCCCUCAUCAACGAGACGUGCUCAUGGGGCUUACUUGCCCUCGGAUUCGCUGUCACGAGCUCCCAGUCAAACAUGCAGUGGUCCGUGAUCAGCACUGUGGCGUUUGUCCUCGGCUGCGUCUACUUUGUCCGCCCCGGCCUUAGCUGGAUCAUCCGGAGGGCCCCCGAGGGGCAGGGGUAUAGUGAGUUCUAUAUAUGUUCCAUUGUGUCCGGGAUGGCCCUUAGUGGGGUCAUCACGGACGCGUGUGGCACGCACCCGAUGAUCGGGGCGUUUGUGUUCGGACUCAUCAUACCUAAUGAGGUGCUCGAGGUGACGAUCGUGGAUAAGUUGGAGGAUUUCGUGAUGGGGAUUCUGAUGCCGGUUUACUUUGUGGUUUGUGGGCUGAGGACGAAUGUGGAUUCGAUGUCGAAUGAGACUUCUUGGGCUGUUGUUUUGCUGGUUAUACUCUUGGCCUGCGGUGUCAAGGUGCUGAGCGCUCUCGCGGUCUCGGCCUUCUCUGAUAUCCCGGUCGAUGAGGCGAUGGCCGUCGGGUUCAUGUGCAAUACCAAGAGCGUGAUGGCCUUGAUCAUUCUUGAAUCCGGCCAGAUACAAGGGGCAUUGAGCACGCAGACAUACUCGGUGAUGAUCGUGGCGGUUCUUGUGAUGACGAUGAUCGCAACGCCGGCGGCUGUCUGGUUCAAGCCGGUGCAGAACGUGGUGGCGUACAAGAGGCGCACGGUGCAGAAGGCCAAAUCGGACGAGGAGCUCCGAGUGGUGGCGUGCAUCCACACCACGCGCAACGUCCCGAGCAUCAUCCACCUCCUCCGCACGUCCAACGCGCGUGCCCAGUCCCCGAUGAGCGUGUUCGCCCUGCAGCUCGUGGAGCUCGUGGGCCGCGCCUCGACCAUGAUGGUCGUGCACAGCUCGCGCAAGGCCGGGCUGCGCAACUCCAGCACGGUCGAGCUCCAGGCCGACCAGAUCAUCACGGCCUUCGACAACUACGAGCUGCGGUCCGAGGGGGUCGCGACGCAGGUCAUCACCGCGCGCUGCCCCUACACGACCAUGGACGACGACGUGUGCACGGUCGCGCGGGAGCGCCGCGCGUCCUUUCUCGUCAUCCCGUUCCACAAGCAGCGGAACGCGGACGGCGAGAUGGAGGACAUCAACCCGUCCCUCCGCAGCAUCAACGAGGGCAUCCUCGAUAACGCGCCCUGCUCGGUCGGCAUCCUGGUCGACCGAGGGGCCGCGGAGACGCAGGACCACGCGCAAAACGUCGCGGCCCUGUUUUUCGGAGGGCCAGACGACCGCGAGGCCCUCGCGUACGCGUGGCGUAUGGCCGACGAGACGGACAGCAAGCUCACCGUGGUGAGGUUCAUCCCGAGCUCGGAGGCUGCCAGCGCAAAUCACGAGGCGGCCGGCCACGUGAGCCUCGAGAUCGACACGGAGCGCGAGAAGCUCCUCGACGACGACUACUACAACAAGUUCAGAAACGCGACGGCGAACAGCGCCAACAUCCGGUGCUUCGACCUGGUUCUCGACGACGAGGAGGAGACGAUCAAGGCGAUCAAGUCGAUGGACGAGCACUACCACGACCUGUACAUCGUCGGAAGGGGAAGAGGGAUGCAGUCGGCGCUGACGACGGGGCUUGCGGACUGGUGUGACUGUCCCGAGCUGGGGCCGAUAGGGGACCUUUUGGUGACGUCGGAGUUCGAGUCGUCGUUCUCGGUGAUGAUCGUGCAGCAGUACAACGAGUCCGGGAGGUCGAGGGAGGGGUCGUACAGGUCGGCCACGUCGGUGAACUAUGCCGGAGAGGAGAUGGUGAGGGAAACGGCGCCGGUGGAGAGCGAGAAGUUUGAGUCUUUUGGGAGUUUCAGGAAGUGGGAUCAUGAAAAUUGAUGGACGGAUUGAUGCAAUCUAGUUGUGAGUUGUAUUAGGCUUGUUGAAUGAGUUUGAUUGUGGCAAUUGAUGUUGUUCUUGUUACAGUUUUUCAUAAUGAGAGAAACUUUCACUUUUUGUUUUCA